This is a messenger RNA of Sinocyclocheilus anshuiensis, 753 nucleotides long. RefSeq names its product putative olfactory receptor 52P1. Gene Ontology annotation, biological process: G protein-coupled receptor signaling pathway. Gene Ontology annotation, cellular component: plasma membrane. Gene Ontology annotation, molecular function: olfactory receptor activity. The transcript has 2 exons. The record is from RefSeq and is a predicted model, not a curated record. Lineage: Eukaryota; Metazoa; Chordata; Actinopteri; Cypriniformes; Cyprinidae. Bases 1 to 753 code for a protein of 250 amino acids.
AUGUAUACAGUUAAGCUCGGAGUCAAAGACUACAGCAAGAUGUUUUUUCAAAGACUUGCUCUUGCCUAUAUUUUACCUAAUAUGAUUUUUAGCUUUUUAUUCAACUUGGGUGGGAUAUCCGUAGAUGGUUGUUUGAUACAAAUGUUUUGCCUUCACUUUGUUGGAGCAUUUCAAACUACUUUGCUUUUGUGGAUGGCACUGGAUCGUUACUUUGCCAUAUGCAGACCUCUUUACUAUCAUAAAUACAUGGAAAUCCCUAACUUUGUAAAGUCCGUUGUUGUGCCAGUAAUAAGAAAUGGACUACUAAUUGUCACAAUGGUUUCUCUGGCUGGAAAACUGACAUUUUGUGUAACAAAUGUCAUUGAUCACUGUUUUUGUGAGCACAUGGCAUUGGUUCAGUUAGCAUGUGGAGAUAUAACUAUUAAUAACAUUGUAGGACUUUCAACUGCUUUCCUGAUACCAACUGCUGAUUGUAUUCUUAUUGCUGCUUCAUAUGUUGUGAUUUUUGCCUCUGUGUUUAGAUCUGGUAAGGCCCAAAUGAAGGCCAUAAACACCUGCAUUACUUACUUAAUUGUGAUAUCAGGUAGUUUGAUUUUUGCUCUGAUUGCAUUCAUGUCAUACAGAAUAAGAAACUAUUUUUCUUCUAGUAGUCAUGUAUUUGUAAGCACAAUGUACUUACAUUUUCCAAGUUGUUUCAACCCAAUUGUUUAUGGAGUGAGAACAAAAGAAAUGACAAAAGUUUCUUCAGUUUAG